Molecule: messenger RNA, 2105 nt
Organism: Malurus melanocephalus (red-backed fairy wren)
Lineage: Eukaryota; Metazoa; Chordata; Aves; Passeriformes; Maluridae
Gene: PRR33
Product: proline rich 33
Exons: 2
Coding region: 1-1641 (546 amino acids)
Source: RefSeq, a predicted model, not a curated record
AUGAGUGACAAAGGCAAGGCAGUGGAAAUGACAAUGCUGAUAACAGUAUCAUCCUCCACCCAGCCUGUUCCCAUCCACCACCCCCUUUCUCCCCCUCCCACCCUGCCAAAGCCUGGCAAGGACAACCUGCGGCUGCAGCGGCUGCUGAAGAAGGCAGCGAGGAAGAACGCCCUCCUCCCCUCAGAGCAGAGCAAGUCCUUCCGCUCCAGCCUUUCACCCGUGAACGAAGCCAGCCCCGACCAGGAGCACGCUGAGAGCGCUACCCCAGCAGAGCCCCCUGAAAGCACAGCACCCCCCUGUGUCCCCCUGCCACCCCACCUCUCCAUCAGGCCCGUCACCCACCGYGCCCCCUCCCCUUUCCGCAAGGGGAAGCCUUUUGCGCUGAAGGUCACCGAGCAGCGGCGCAUCGCCGAGCACGUCAGGCUCACAACCUCCUCGGCCAUGCCCCUGCUGCACAAACCAGGAGCUCCUGAGACUCCCCAGCAGCCUGAAGGCACGGGCUCCCACCUUCCUUCUCCAUCCAACCCUUCAGUAUCCAUUUUCCCCCAGCCUCCUCCUUCCAGUACACCCAGUCAAGAAGGGAUGCCAGAGGUUACCUAUGUCACCAAGGUGAACGCUCACUUCCACAGUGUCAAACCACCCAGGGCUAAGACUCCCACACCAAACCYGACCCAAGGAACUGUCAGCCACGAAGACAAAAGGCCUUCUUCCCCAGCACCUCAAAUAAACAGCUCUGAACCAUCUCCAGAGCAGACACGCACCUCACUUAAAGACAGCAAGGUCACGGCACCCUUGCUGGAACCUCCCUUCCUUCCUGCUGCGGAGACAGAGCCUCCUGAUCAAGCUCCCAAGCCUGCUCCUACUGAAACGCCCAGCACCUCUGAUGCCCACACCAAUAAGCCUACAACCCAUGGAAGUGACACCAAAAAAUCUGCAUCAGAGACAGCUCCUGAAUUACCCAAGCAAGACAGAGACAUCCAAAAACCAUUGGCAUCCAGCACUCCCUGGAGGAAAGCACACCCAGCGACAGCAGCUCCAGCACARGCUGCUGGUAGCAGCUCCACCUCCACAGACACCAUGGCAGAACACAACACCAAACCCCAGCUGACCCCCAGCUCACCCAACACCAGCCAUCCCCCCAAGGCAGAGCCGGCACCAUCGUCAGGAGAAGCAGCAAAACCUCCUGGAAGYGGUGCCAGCGGCUGGCAUCGCCUCAAGAAGCACUUGAUGGUGCAGCCAGAAGCCACCAGCUUCCCAGAGUCCAAGCCAGAAAAGGCAGGACAGGAGGAAGGGAAUAAAGAGGACACUGCUCAAGCAGUCGUCAAGCAAGACUGCCUGCUGGUUAAAUCAAGAGCCAUGAGAAUGUGGGAUGCCAUUUUAUACCAGGUGACACUCCCCAAGGAGAGGAAGCAGCAAGCAGAAGAGAAGCUGYCACGGAAGCAAGAAAGCUUCUCUCUUCCCCGCCGUUUGCCCAUCCUUCUACACAAGCCACGUUUUGACGCCCGGAAACUGAAGGAACUGGCUGCCAAACCCAUGACAAAGAUGAGCACCAUGUUUGAGCUGAGCCUCUUCCGACCCAAAGGGGCCGAGGAGCACUCCAAGAACUUUAACAGAACGGCAUCAGGAUGGUCAGUCAACUGAGGCCAGGCAGCUCCACACCUCUGGAGGUUCCUGCAGGGCACCUGUGACCAAGUUUAYUGCCCAGUGGAGACAAGCAUAAGGAAAAAAGGAAAUGAAACAAAACCCCUCUGAGCCAGCAGCCCCAUGCUGCAAGUUUAAGGGAUCUCUCCAUAGGUUUAACAGCUUAAAUGCAUAACUGCCACAUCCACAGGUCAUGGGAAAACAAACAUGCACUUGUUUUAAAAAGAGUCAACAACAAUCACUGGRUGCAGUAACAGAAUGAAGGGAGGAAGGCACACAGUGAAGAGGAUGAGCUGCCUACAGAAAAAAGAGACUGGUUUAGAGGAGGAUAAUGGAAUCUGAGGGUUUUUUUUGUUGCAUUUAUCGAAGACAAAGAUAGAUCCUAGAAACAGAAGCAGUUGCAGAUGAGRUGAAGGAAUCUGGGUUGCUCCAUAUCUCUGGGGAGCCUUAGAAACCAAACUCAA